AUGGACAAACCAGGUAAUACUUUUGGGAGAUCCAAAGUACUUCAUCUCUUUCCAAACCCUGAAAAUGAGGUUGAGAGAUUUCGCCGGUGGGUCAGCAUCAUUGGUGGAGAUAUUUUAGGACUUAGUAAUGAAGAUAUCUUCAAACAUCGGCGAGUUUGUCAUUCUCAUUUUGAGGAGAAAUAUUGUUGCCGUAACAACAGAAUUUCUAGCAUAGCAGUACCAACUUUACUUAUUCCAGGGCCAUUAUUUUUUAGACAGUUACCAACCAGCCCUUUAAGGAAAAUACAACAUAUGCCAACUACUUCGCAAGCACAAAAUUUACCUGCAAAGGAUUUACCAACCCAAAAAACCGAUAUUCAAUAUGCGCCACCAGUUAUAGCAGCCGAGGAACAGGAAACAGAAUCAACAUGUAGACAGGUUAAAAAUAAGGAAUACUGGAAGUUAAAGCUGAAGCAUAUCCUCCACAACUCCCAGUUCUGUGGAGUCUGUUUGGAGGCUGACGUCGACAUGAACGCCCUCACCGAUGAGUUUGAGAUCAGUGAUGAUGAAAGGACUUAUAGGAGAUCUCUAAGAGAUAUUGUAGAUAAGAUUUUUAGAGAGUGUGGAUAUUGCCCGGCUAACUCACAAAUAUGCAACAAUUGUACAAAGAAACUAAUUCAGUCCUAUAUAUUUAUACACAAUGCUGAAGAGACAUCGAAAAUGCUGGAUCGUCACUUGGAUGAACUGUAUACUAAAACUUGCUAUGUACGAAACAAUUCUCUGAAAGAUGCCAACAAUACACAUUCAAGGAUAUACAACGUUGUUAUUGCAUUAGACAAUAGAGAGAUUGCCGAGAACUUUGAAAGUAGUCAAAUUAAAAUAGAACUACCAGAAAAGCCAGAGUCACACCAAAAUCAAAAUGAACGGAUUCGUGACAAACGAAAGCUAAGAACUGUGCAGGAUGGUGAACUGUUGCAACAUUUGAAAACGCGCCACAAACACUCGAUACACUUAUGUACGACAUGUAAUGUCGCAUUUUACUCCGCCAAGGCUCUAGGAAGACAUAUAAAGGAAUGUCAUCGUGGAGAGGAUUCUAAAUGUGUGACGUGUCUGCAGAGUUUGACGCAAGUAGAGUUGGAGCGGCACCAGUGCAGGUUCAAGUGUCCGGAGUGUGAGGAGGCGCCUUGUAUCCAUCACCGGCAUCUGAUGUGGUACAGAGAGCAGAUGGCGAACCUCGCCCCCAGAGCCAAGUGUGCGGAGUGUCGCUACGUGUGUACAAGUAAGGACGCGCUCGUCGCGCACGUCAACAGACAACAUUUGAGUCUCCAGCCUCACCGCUGUGCCAGCUGCGGACACGAGUUCUAUUGUGAGUCUCAUUUAAAUAAACAUAUUUGUACACCUGAGAAAGUCAACGAAGACCUCCACAUUUGUCAAUAUUGUGAUAAAGCAUUUAGCAGUUUGUAUAUUUGUAAACGACAUGAAAAAGGGUGUGAAGGCGUGCAAAGGAAGUAUCAGUGCGAUGAUUGUCCAGCUACUUUUGAUUCCUCAAAAGAUCACAUGAAACAUAGAAAACUUAAGCACGGUAAAGAGGUUGCUUGA
Molecule: messenger RNA, 1578 nt
Organism: Arctia plantaginis
Lineage: Eukaryota; Metazoa; Arthropoda; Insecta; Lepidoptera; Erebidae
Source: the annotation of a GenBank genome assembly